GGAGGCUAUCCAUGGGGACCACACCAACCGAUAAGACACCCCAAUCCAACUUCGGAAAUCGAACUCCUCCGCCGUCUUUGACCCUCUCUACUCUAUCCUCACUCUCUCCAACAACUCCUCCUCCGGCGAGCCACCAUCUCCGCCGCCGGAUUCCCGACAAUGAGGGGCGGAGUGCUCUCCUCCGUCCUCCAUUACUGGCUGGUCGACCACCCAUCAGUCCGCCACUUCACUUGGGCCCCAGGCCACACCUUCGGCUCCACCCCGCUCUUCCUCACCCUCACCGUCCUCUCCUACCUCGUCCUCACGCGCCUCCUCGUCCUCCUUAACGCGCCGCCUCUCCCCCCGGCUAUCCUCAAGGCCGUGACGGCCAUCCACAACCUAGCCCUCUCCUCCCUCUCCCUCUUCAUGGCAGCCGGGUGCGCCCUGUCCUCCCUAUCCCAGGCCCCCGACCCCCGCUGGAUCGUCUGCUUCCCGGCCGGGAAGACCCCGCCCCGGGGGCCGACAUUCUUCUGGGCGUACGUGUUCUACCUCUCGAAGAUCCUCGAGCUCGUCGACACCCUCCUCAUCGUCCUCUCCGGCUCGACCCAGCGGCUGACCUUCCUCCACGUCUACCACCACUCGACGGUCCUUGUCAUGUGCUACGUCUGGCUCCAGACCGCGCAGUCGCUGUUCCCGGUCGCCCUCGUCACCAACGCGUCCGUCCACGUCCUGAUGUAUGGAUACUACUUCCUGUGCGGGGUGGGGCUGCGGCCCCGGUGGAAGAAGGCGGUGACAAACUGCCAGAUCGUGCAGUUCGUGUUCAGUUUCCUCGUCUCCGGCCUGAUGCUGUGGUACCACUUCACCGGGCCGGGGUGCUCCGGGAUCUCGGGCUGGUGCUUCAAUGCCGUCUUCAAUGCCUCUCUGCUGGCCCUGUUCGUUGAUUUUCACGUCAAGAGCUACGCCCGCAAGAAGAAGAACGACAAGGAAGGCUAAGAGAGAUGAGUAUAUAAAGUUUCAUCACUUUUCUUUCUUCUUCUGAAUUUGCCGGAACAAGUUGCUGCUGCUUCUCAGAUCAGUAAUGGAUGCUCAAAUUGAUAGAUUUUGUGUACUGCAUUGAGAUCGAAGUGGAGACGACAUUGUAUAGCCGUGAUAAAUUGUCGGGCUAGUUCAUAGAUAUGAAUGAAACUGAAGUUUCCAUUUUUGGCCGCAUAAUGCUCUUGGGAGCUAUACUAUGAUUUGAUAUCCGUGAUCAGACUCGAUUGUUCUUGCU
This is a messenger RNA of Punica granatum (pomegranate), 1249 nucleotides long. The record is from RefSeq and is a predicted model, not a curated record. Lineage: Eukaryota; Viridiplantae; Streptophyta; Magnoliopsida; Myrtales; Lythraceae.